ACCACGACCAGGUGGGGGGUUUACAGGAAAGAACGGUGCUGGUAGGGGUUGUUGAAUGAUUACCGGAGGACGGACGACGUCGGAACGCACUCCGUCGCUGACACCACGACGAGUAAACGGAUGUCCAAGUGACGACUCCGAGUGUUCACCGCGCCGAAACCCACGAGGAAACUGUGCGCGAAGUGACAACCGAACUUCGACUUACGAAUUAACCGAACCGACGACUUAACGAAAAGGACAUUAGCUUCCACGAACUUGCAAGGAAAGAAGCUUGUCAGAGAAACGAACGAAUCGUUUCGCGGAGGCGGAAACGAAUACGAGAAAGACGUCGAACGAAAAAAGAGAAAAGUAGGAUGCUUUUCCCUAACAUGAUCUACGCCUUGGCGAUUAAUGCUUUCUGUAUGGUGUGUUGUCGAGCGGUACCAUUAAUCGACUUAACAAACACACUGGAACAGGAUUCUGUAGUGACGUCCGCGUGCACAUCGAACGAAGGCUGCUGGGAAUGGUUCCCACUGGAGAAGAUUCCCGAGGACCUUGCUACCAUACCCGAGACAAAAAUGGACAUCCGGCGAGAAGCAAUGAGCUUAGAUUCGAAUACGAUGGAAGAAUGGACUGGCGAUUUACCAGUGUUGACCAAACAGAUUCACCAAUCGCCGAUGACUAACAAGCACGGCGGGAAUAGAUUGUCAAAGAAGGAUGGUGUUAUGUCUCGUAACUGGAGCGCCGGUGGCAUGCCCUUUUCUGUACUCUACAUGAAUCCACAUAGUCCACGUGGGAACCAUGCCAGUAAGGAAUUAUGAAAUAAACGUGAAAGAACGAUUAUUGCACGGUA
This is a messenger RNA of Ceratina calcarata, 832 nucleotides long. RefSeq lists its product as uncharacterized. Lineage: Eukaryota; Metazoa; Arthropoda; Insecta; Hymenoptera; Apidae. The coding region runs from base 354 to 800 and encodes 148 amino acids. The record is from RefSeq and is a predicted model, not a curated record. The transcript is spliced from 3 exons.